Molecule: messenger RNA, 2865 nt
Organism: Momordica charantia (bitter melon)
Lineage: Eukaryota; Viridiplantae; Streptophyta; Magnoliopsida; Cucurbitales; Cucurbitaceae
Source: RefSeq, a predicted model, not a curated record
UAAAAAUGUAGAGUGGAAUGGGAGAGGAAUGAAGGCUUUGAUUAGGGGCUUUAACGUGGGAGCUCGAAACAAAACGGUUGGAGAAUCCGACCCUUUACUUCUCUGAGGUUACUAGCAAGACAAAGUCAAAGAUACAAUUUUAUUUUUUUAAUUUUAAUUUUUUGGUUCGAGUCUGCAAUAUCAGGCAGUUGCAAACUUGCAACUCAUCACAACUGUUGAUUCUUGACGACUCCCACUAAUCUAGACCGUCCAUUGGAACAGCGAAAGGUCUUCUUCUGGUUACACGUGCAUUCCAUCUUUUGUUGCCUUUUCCAAUCUCUGCUUCCAUGCAUGGAAUGGAAUUCUUCUUCGAACUAUAUAACAAAAUUUAGUGGGAGAGAGAGAGAGAGAGAGGAAGAUGGACUGAGGGGAGAAGAGAGAGAAAAGAGGCAUGGUGCAGUUCGAUUGCUAGCUACUCUUCGUUACAAUCCUGCAGACAAAUCUUGCUCUUGACCAAGAUUUUCACACCUGGAAGAAAAUACACAGCAAUUUGUUGAUCCCUUCUAGGCUAACCAAAUCUGGUAUUCUCGUCUUUCAAAGAUCAAGAGAAUGCAGCAUUUUAUAUCAGGAAAAGGGCGAAGUAAUCUUGUUGUUUUAACUGGGUUUCUUUGGUUGUGAUCGUAUGAAGAAUUAUAUAUCCAUGGAGAAUUCUAGAGAAACCAAGUUCGUAUGCAACUUUUGCAACAAGAGUUACCCAUGUGGGAAGUCCUUGGGAGGUCAUAUCAGAAUUCACAAGAAUGAGAAAUCAACUCGAGUUGCAGAGAAACAAAAGGAAAGGACCAGUAUCGUGAAGCUUCAAGUUCCGACAGACAGGAGAAGAAGCAAGAGAGAUUCAGAAUCUGAGGUUGGUAAUGGGAAUUCGAGUUCAGGCUAUGGCUUGAGGGAGAACCCCAAAAUAACACAGAGGUUUGCUGAUUCGGGAUUCAGUUCAAGGCAGGACAGGUUUUGUAGGGAAUGUGGCAAAGGGUUUCAGUCCUCAGAUACUUUGUGUUGGCACUUGGCUUGUAACUCUGAAAACGAGAGGGAAAGCAAAAGGCUAGAAUAUCAUUACCGGAUCACUCAUCAGAAUCCAGAACUUGUAGCAAAUCGAUCGGUCAGUCCCGAGAGAGUACGAGAGGCGGCUAUGUGCUUAAUGAUGAUGUCUAAAGCUUCCAGAUUUUCUGGAUUGGAAGGUCUGUAUUCAGUAGCAGAAUCCUCCGAUAGCAAAUCAUCUUCUCGUCAUUUUAGGGAAAGUGACACGUCUGCCUCUAACUCUAAUGGGGGGCUAGAAAUGAAGGAAGUCACUGGUAGGAUAAACAAGCUGGAAGUUUCUGAGUAUGGUGGUGAUAACUCUGACUAUGAAAAUUUCAGAAAAGAAGCCCGCAAGAAGGUUAAAUUGAAAGUGUCUGUCAGUGGUCCUCUUAUAGAUGAAGAUUAUAAGAAGCCAGAUGUCAAAGUUGGAGUCAGGAUAGGAGGAUCAAGUGCAGAUAUUCUAAAGAAUUCGGUGAAAACUAAGAAGAAUGAUGAUCGAGUGCAUACAUCUUCUUACAAGUAUGAGCUAAGAAAGAGGUUGAAAAAUGAUUCGUAUAGCCCUGAUCUCUGGGAGGGUUCCAACAAGAAGAUAAGUAAUGGCUGUUCAAUCCAUAGUGAGAUCGUCCAUUCUCAUCACAGAGAAAGCCAUACAAGAAUGAGCAAUGGCUGCGAGUGGACGCAUCCGUCGGGUGAAAACAUCAUAAAUACUGCCAAUAAUUCCUCCAUCUCCACGCCAGCUAGGGAGUUGAUCGCGUGUAGCAGUGGCAAAGACAAGAGUCACCAGGACACUUCUGGAAAUGAAGAGAAGAAAUUAGGGCCCAAAAGAAAACACAAGUGCCCAAUUUGCUUCAAAGCCUUCAAAUCAGGCCAGGCUUUGGGUGGCCAUAAGAGGUCCCAUGUGGUCGGAAGUUUAGAAGAUGCAUCUAUAGUGACAAGGCAAGAGCCCAUCACUGGUCUAAUUGAUCUUAAUGUUCCUGCUCCUAUGGAAGAUGAGGAAAGUGGGAGAUGGGGUUAAUUGCAUUAGUAGGUUGAAGGCAACUAGAAAAUAAAGGCCAAGUUGCUGAUGAGUCUGAUCUAGGAUCCAGGAGAAUAUAGCCACCAAUUCAAUAAGACAGGCAAGUCUGAGAUAAUUGCUUCUAUCUUGUCCUGAGAAUGUGAGGUUAUCAACCUUGCAAAUGAAGUCUGUAGAGAAAGUUUUUGGCAUUUGUUUUUGUCUUUCUCAUUCUUUUAGGUUCCUAAAUUUUUCACUCAUUUUUUUAUUUUUUGGACACAGAGAUAAGGCUGAAUCCUCUUUUUCAAAUUUGAGGUCAUGUUUUCCCAAUGUUUGGGUUUUAAUGGUAGCUUGAAGACGAAGGAGAGGUUACAUAAUUCCUAAGUGAUGUCAAUUCUUUUUUUUGAUCCUUGUUAUAAUUUCCAAUAGUAGGAACCCUUGACCUAUUUCUCUAUUUUCCCCUUUUUGUUCCUGUCGUGAAUCAAAUAAACGGUUGGAUUGCAUUGAUCUUAGUUGAAUUCUAUCAUGAAUUCAAGUGACUCAUAGGAAUGAUUCUGAAAUAUGUAACAAAACUCAAAGAGAGCUCAGAGGAUGGUAAGUUGGUUUAACCAGCUAGUUCUUGUUCUUAACCAACUCUUAACAUCAAAUCAAUUGGACUGUUCCAGUGGGUUUAAGAUUUUCAUUGACGAACUUCUUAUGUAAUCAAAUACCUCUCUCUGGUUGUAGCUUUAAUUUUGAAUAGGCUACGAGAUUCACUUUCACCUCCUGUUUCUAUCUUCCCAUCUCAUUUGGCAAUUACAAUAGUAAUGAGUUGGAGAACAAAU